Molecule: messenger RNA, 2139 nt
Organism: Puccinia triticina
Lineage: Eukaryota; Fungi; Basidiomycota; Pucciniomycetes; Pucciniales; Pucciniaceae
Exons: 3
Coding region: 1-2139 (712 amino acids)
Source: RefSeq, a predicted model, not a curated record
AUGCCGUCCCCGCCAGUCCCGACAUGUCUUCUAGAUUGUGAUGCUCUAGUUCCAACAGAAGCUAAACAGCCAACUGCUUCUUCCAUGAAUUGUUGGGGUUUUAACCUUCAAGACCCUGAGUCCAUCAGAGUAGGGAGUGAACUGGAUCGCUACAAUGGUGGCGAACAGCAUUUGAGAGAAGACUCUGAUCUUUUUAAAUUUCUAUCGAUCCCCACUUGCGCGCAAAGCUUAGACUCAGAAUUUCCUCAACGUGACACCUCCACAGGUCUAUCCUCAAAAACCUAUCAUUUCAGCAGUCUUCCCUCAGUUGAAGAUCCCGCGUCACAGGAGAGGAGGAAGGAAUCCAGCGAGGAACGCACGAUUCAGCUUGGUCCACAUUUGCCGCAUGACACCGCAGUGUAUGAUACAUUGAAUAGCCAACUCGCUGGUGGUGACCGAAAAUUUGCGAAAAACUUGCAUAGCGGCCGAGAUACCUUCCCGAUUGUCACAAGUGCCUGGGACGGUAAAACUGUUAGCCCCAAGGAUGCUUUCUUGGAUUAUGAUCACGUUUACAAGAAACUCGAGGACGAAGCUACACGCCGUGCCAGUCAUAGCUGGAUAAACAAUUGCGAUAUAACACUGAAUAAAAUGCAGCCCAUUGCCAACCUCCCAGAAAAUCAAUACCAUCUGCCAGACGAACCUUCUCUCACUGCGGAUUCAUCUCCUCCACAUUUGGAUCAACGCUUCACUAUUGACACCAAUGGUUCAUAUUCCUGCAAUUCAAGUACAGGAAAGCGGGUUUUGAAAUCCCCUGAUGAAUUAACCGUUUCUCAAUUUAGUCUGCCGCCGCAAUGUGUGCCAAAAAAUGCCAUACGUUGGACGCAAUACAAUACGACCUCUGGAUUUCCCUCAAAUCUUGAGACGCAAUUUUUUUCGGCAUGUGAAAAGCCGGCGUCGGCGAAUUCUGUUGAAAAUAUUGAAACCAACGUCUGUGCGAAGGACGAAAUGCCCUUUUCAAUUCGUCGGCAAUCAAAAUGUUUGAACACCUCAGCCGAUUUGCCUACCUCCGGCCCAUCAGAGUUGUUGGCUUGUAACUCUACAGGCAUUACUCCUAAUUGCGAAGAAUUCUCUGCCUCUUCGGAAGACGAAACAAGCACACUAGAAACAGAGACGACCGGGUUGGAGUUGGUUGAAAAGAGUGAGCAACACAUUGGCAUGCGCCAUUCAGAGCAGAAGACUCGUAUUGAUCACCUAGAAAAAUCGAUCAACAAGUGCUCAUCGAUUGCGCAAAACGGAAUGAAAUCUUCGCACAAACGUUCAAGUCGUCCUAAAGAUACAGAAUGGUACCAGUUGGACGCUACUUUUGAUGAGUUGCCUAGCGAGAAUUCCCAUUCGAUAUCCAGGUGUCAGAUACAAUUCACUGGCAAUGAUUCGGUCAAACUAAGUGAUACAACCUGGCUUGAACCCACAUCGUCUCCUGAAAGCGCUUGUCCCUGCAAUGCUGUGGAAGGACACGAAAUUCCGUUGAAUUUAGUGGACAGUGAGGCCAGACUCAAUGUUUCAACUGACAAUAUCGAAUCCACUGUUGGAGAUCAGGGCUCUGAAGAGAAAGAGAGCGGUAAUAGAAGUCCAGCUUCGUCGCUAGCACAUGCCAAUAAAAUUCGCGAAACCAAGACGUGCUCAAAAACAAGUCAGGCGAAGAACGGGGAUCAAGUCAGAAAAGGCCGGAGAGCUUGGAGCAGUAGCUAUCAUACUUUAUCGCCCUAUCCACGGGUAACUCGGAGCUCCUUCGGGCUUGGCAGCAGCAAAAGCACCGGCUUACGUCAGAGUCCGACCACGCCGAUCAAUGCUCCUGGGCGUGCUACUCGCAAAAUAUCAACCCGCGCAGCUCAAAACGACUGCCUGACCAAACCUUGUCGCUCACCCAUUCAAACGCUCCAGAACGUCAUAGAUGACUCAUCUAGUAAUAUGCACCCAACAGGUCCGAUCAUGUGCGGCCACGUGGACGAAAAAACGGGGGGGAAGUGUGAAACAAUGUUCAAGAGACCAUAUGAUCUCGCCAGGCACAAGGAAACAAUACAUGAUACAAAGGGUCCUGGAGGGGAUCGCAAGCCUCAAUGGAGGUGCGUACAUCUAAGCUUAUCAACUGUAAUCUUCUAG